AUGGAUGGGAAACAAAUAGUCGCGCGUACUGCGCGUUUAAAUGGAUUGAUUGUUGGCCGAGCUCCGGCGGGUUGUCUCAACCAAAUAAAUUCAACAAUCGAGGCGUUAUUAGAGACAGCGAUUUCUCGCGAGGGACUUCUUGAUUCACUAUUUUUAUUGUACGAGGAAUGCAGUAAGGAUGCCCUAAAAAAGAAGGAUAAAAGCGUUGCUGAAUUUGUAAACAAAUAUCGACCAAUAAUUAAACAAACCCGCUCAAUGCGAGUUAACAUCAAUGAUUUCGACGUAAAAUGUCUUAUCGGAAAAGGAUAUUUCGGAGAAGUACACCUUGUAUACGAACGUAAUCAAAGAAAUGGUGAAGUAUACGCAAUGAAAAAAAUGUGCAAGGCAAUGGUUACCAGCACUCAAAUUCGAGAAGAACGCGACAUCAUGGCGUGCAGAACAUCUGAAUGGAUCACUUCUCUACAAUAUGCAUUUCAGGAUCAAGAAUGUUUGUACCUUGUGAUGGAGUACCUUCCUGGAGGGGAUUUGCUGGGCCUGAUGAUUCGUACUGGAAUAUUUGAUGAGGAGUUAGCUCAGUUUUAUUUGGCAGAAUUGACUGAAGCGCUCAACUCAUUACAUACACUAGGAUACGUUCACCGGGACAUUAAACCGGAAAAUAUUUUGCUGGAUCGAUUCGGUCAUAUCAAAUUGGCUGAUUUUGGUAAUGCAAUCGCGAUAAACAAGGACGGUAGUGUGACGAGCAUAACACCAGUCGGAACGCCAGAUUAUGUUGCGCCGGAGCUUUUGCAAACUUUGUCAACGACGAGCCGAUCACCAAACAGUAACCACGAUGUUACGUGUGAUUUUUGGUCAAUGGGCAUCAUAGGUUACGAGUUUGUUACAGAAACUACUCCAUUUCACGAUGAGAAUGUGAACGAAACCUAUUCGAAAAUAGUCGCUCAUUGUGAAGGAAGAUUUACCAGAAAGCUCGAGUACCCAGCGCAUGUAUCGAUUUCGUCACACUACAGGGACUUGAUCGAUAGACUUGUGACGAAAGCCUCUAAUCGAAUGGGAUACGCAGAAAUUAGAAAGCAUCCAUUCUUCAGCGAUAUUAAAUGGGACAAAUUAAGAUAUCAAAUUCCACCUAUAAUUCCAACAGUCAGCAGUGACGAUGACACAUCUAAUUUCGAAGAUGUUGACAAAUCAAUCAAGCGAAAUGGGUUUGUUAAUAAGCCUACAUAUCCUAUUUCUAAAGUAAAUGAUUUCAGCGGACAAAAUUUGCCUUUUCUUGGCUAUAGUUAUGUUUACGAGGAACCAGACAUAGCUGGAAGAUAUCGCGAUACGGAUGAGCAUAUGGCAACGGCACGAUUAUCACAAAAAAUUAAGGAACAAGAUCAGUUAAUUAAGGAACAUAACGAAGAAAUACAUCAGCUGCAACGCGGCAUUUUGGAGAGGGACCGUAAAAUUGCCUCCAUGAAUGCACAGAGUAAAGUAUUUGGAGACACAAAAACGGAAAUGGAAAAUCUUCAGGAGUUGUUAAAAAUUAAAACUGCGGAGCUCGCGGCAUCCAAAACUGAGAUUAAGACACUGAGAAAUAGAUUCAAAAUCGAGGAAGAACAACGCCUCAAGAAUGAGGCCACUUUGUCAGACAUGCUAAGGCAGACUUACAAAAAAUGGGAAAAGACUAAGCAGUCAUCAGACCAAGUGUACGAAAAGCAAAUCGCAGAACGACGCACAGAAUACAACAGCUUAAAUGAGAAGUUUCAGCAGUUAACGAACGAGCUGCGCUCUAAAGUAGAGCAGUGUUCUGAACUAGAAUCAAUGAUUAAAACUUACAAAGACUUGCUGCAAAAGUAUAAAGAUAAACUGUCAGUGGAGAAGGAAGAGUACGACCAAAGCCACGAUCAGUUGGUGGCAAACUACGAGGCGAAAAUUAAUGACUUAAAACAGAAGUGGAAGGCAGAAAAAGAUUUACGAGGAAAGCAAGAAGAGGAUAUUCGAGAUCUUCGGUACAGAUUGCAACAACAUGAGCAUGAUGUCAAGAACAACGAGCACUCACACCAGAAGUUUGUUGAUAAUCUCAAACGGCGGAUGACCAUUCAGCUCGAAGAAGCCAAACAAGUGUCGGACAAAAUAAGCGAAGAAAUGCAGCAGAAGUGCAACAAUUUAAGGAAAGAAAUCAAUAAAUUGCAAGAGCAGAGUGUUUCCUGCAGCACUAGCAGCAGUAACAGAAGCUCUGUGUAUAGCGUCAAUGAGCAAGAGUUUAAAAGUGCCAACUCCAGCUUGCAGGAUUUGCACACUCAAGUUGAAGAACAACUGCGAAAAGAUUUGGUAAAGGCAAGAGAAAGCGAAGAUCUGCAACGUAAGCGGGCCGAUGGUUUGGAGGAGGCUGUUUCACGCCUGGAGAAAAUUAUCGAUCAGUUCAAGACAGCUUCUAGUAGCGCGGCAGUUGCUGGACCGAGUAACGUAACAUUGACGUCCACAUCGUUAUUGGAGAGGCAAAAUGAACGGCUAGAAGAUAGACUGAAUGCCGUUAGAGAGCAGUCAAUUUUGGAUAAGCAAUCAGCUAGGACCGCCAAUCUUUCGCUGUGGAAGUUAGAAAAAGAGCUAGACCGUGCUAAGUUGGAUAAUUCUAUUCUUGGUCGAAAGGUCGAACAAGCUGAUGAAAGAGCUAACAAAAUUCGAAAGGAAAAAGACGAGGCCGAGUUUAAAGUUAGACAAGCGGAAGAAACUGUUGCCAAUAAGCUGAAAUAUAUUGAUGAAUUAAAAGAAGAUAUUCGUGUGUUGAAAGACGAUUUGAAAAAGGACAAAAACGCCAGAGACUUCGUUGAAAGAGGACGGCUGGCCGAGAAAGCUGAUUUGAUUGCGGCAACUACAAAGUUGCAGAGCUUGGAGGAGAAAUUAGACGAAGCCAGACAAAAACUAGAACAGGCUAAUGAUAGAGUUAGAAUGAUCACUUCGGAAAAUUCCAAGCUUCUACGCGAGCUAAAUGAAUGCCAGGAAGAUCUCGCUGGCGCUGAAGCAGCCAAAAAAGAACUUGAACAAGAGCUGACAAAGGUUACAAAGAAUUACAAUACACUCAAAACGGCAUGCAGCAUUACUGAUACACAAUGCACACAAAUGGAAAUCUUGCUUGAAAAGGAACAGAAGAAAAAUGAGGAGUGCCAGAAAAAGAUUGACGAUUUAAGAAAAGAUAUGACUUCCAAGGAUGCUGAAGUUACAAAGCUUCGUCAGGAAUUGCACCAAGAGAAAACUGCAAAAAUCUUGCACGAAUCAAGGAUAAAUCAGCUGCAAUCUGAGUACGAUAAGCUCCUGCAAAAGUUUGAAGAACUGCAGAAUCAAAUGCUUGAUCAACAGAAAGAGCUUAUAGACAAAACGACGAGUUUGUUCGAAGUACAAGAACGUAUCGAAAUGCUAAACUUGGAUACUGCGAAUCUACAAAAAGUAGUUUCGAACUACGAACGUGAGCAAAUGCUUUUAAAAGAGGAGAACUCUAAAAUACUUACGGAUUUAUUCAUGGCAAAAGAGUACAUAACGGAGCGAAACAAUGAAAUUAAAGACUAUAAAAAUCAACUUAAUCAGCUUAACAAUGAGCUAGAUCACGUUAAAACAGUACUAGCUGAACAAAAAACGUUUUACUCGGAACGAAACAUCAAAUCGGAAGCAACUCUCGACCAGUACAAAAAACUGAUUGAUUUCCUACAAUCUCGAGUAGAUGAAAAUGCGCAUAAGAAAAAGAAAACAUUUGCAGAUAUGAUAUUCGGCACCAGUGGUCAUGAUAAGAAAGAGAACGUUCCACCCUCUAAUCCUAUAAUGGUUGAAAACACGACCAGCUACAAAAAGCUUCAGGAAGAACUGCAGAAGGAACGUCAGCGAACCAGUCAACUCAAAGAGCAAUUACUGCGCACGAAAACGGAUAUGAUUGCUAUGCAAGGUUCGCUAAGAAAAGCUCGUAAGGAUGAGGAAAACCAGCAACAGUUGGACGCGGAGAAUUCUAAGAAGGAUUCUUUGCCUUAUAGAACACCCUCGAAGGUAACAUCGAAAUCGCCUUUGAAGACCGUGGAGAAGAAAGCUGUCAGCGUUGCCAAACGGCAUUCCGCGCGUGGAACAAAAGCGCAUACUUUUGACAUGACGUUGGAAACUCCAUCCUCGAAAAACCCUGUCCAAUUGUGUAACGUUUGUGAUCGACACAUUUUGGCUGGACAUCCUUACUGGAAAUGCACAGUUUGUUCGACGAAUGUGCACCGGAAAUGUCGCUCGGGUGCUACUGACAACUGCCGUGGCGAUGGUGAUUUAGAUUCAUUAGCUAACGAACUGGUACAAGAGGGUGCCGCUAGCAGCGAUACCGACUCUUUACAAGACAGAAUCAGCUUUAUGGGCACGGACUCGGGCCCUGCCAGCAGCGCAGACGAGAAGACUGAUGACGAUGAUGACAAGUAUGUGGGUGAUUUACUGUUCAAGACAAGGCCUUUGGAACCAAUGCUGUCUAUCAACGACGUGUAUGAUGUGACUGAAAAUGUUGUGUUGUUAGGUUGCGAUAGUGGUCUAUAUUCCUACAACGUGGAGACAUGCGAAACAGUUCAAAUCAAAGGGAUAAUGAAUAUAAAAUCGUUUGCUAUAUCGCAGCAAAUCCCGAAGGCCAUUAUUAUUGGCAAUGAUGGUGAAUAUCUAUAUCAGUGUGACGUCCGCCAUCUUCAAAACCGUGCUCAAGCCUCCUCUUGUCUGUCUCCGAAGCUGGAGACCUUUGUCCUGGAUUUGUCAAUCGCAAACCGUACUCAUAGUGAACGGUGGCAUCUGGUUCGCAUCAUGGAUGAUAUCUCCCACCAGCUAUCGGAUGCUGUGGCCAUCGCAGCGACAUCAUCGCGGAUAGUGAUACUGAAGUUCGAUGUUAACCUUAGCAGAUUUAAGCCGGUUCGUGGUUUGGAUACGGUAUUACCGGUGUCGUCGGUGUUGUUCACUAAACAUACCGCUAUCGUAAGCUCUGACAAAUUUUUCGAAAUUGACCUCAGAACGUACGGGGCUGAAGAAUUUUUGGACAUGUCAGAUGCAACGCUAAGAGAUAUUCGCACCUGCACGCCGAUGGCCGCUUUCAAAAUAAACAGUCAAGAGUUCCUGCUGUGUUUCAAAGAAGUUGGCAUAUUUGUCGAUGAAUUUGGUUGUCGAUCAAGACCGGACAACAUGAACUGGCUGCAGGACCCAGUCGACUUCAAAUACCGAGAAUCUUGCCUAUUCGUUGCUCAUUCUGAUUGUGUUCAGGUGAUAUAUGUGAGCAAAUCGUACACAAAAGAAUUAGAACGUAAAGAAACAUCCGAUGAACGGAGGGCCUUCGUCAAUCUCAACUCGCCACGGCUGCUGCAGUUCCUGGAUUUUGCGCGUAACAGUAUUUAUGUCGCUUGCGAGUGUGGCCCAGAUCGGGAAAAGGAAGUUAUUAAACUAGACGGUUAUAAAGCAUUGCAAACGACGACACCAGGAAUUGGCAGUUCUAUGGAAACUCUGUCCAGUUUGGCAAGUUUUCCUGCAACUGUUGCUCAAAGUAACGAAACAAUAUCGACGCUUGGACACGCGGUGUAAGUUUUUAUACGUUAGUGAGUGACCAUUCGAAAUGAAUGAUUGUUUUUCAAGUGCGUGACUAGAAGUAUGUUUUCUCAAUAAAGAUUUUACUUCAU
This is a messenger RNA of Sabethes cyaneus, 5645 nucleotides long. RefSeq names its product citron Rho-interacting kinase (gene sti). Gene Ontology annotation, cellular component: actin cytoskeleton; cytoplasm. Gene Ontology annotation, biological process: actomyosin structure organization; peptidyl-threonine phosphorylation. The record is from RefSeq and is a predicted model, not a curated record. The coding region runs from base 1 to 5550 and encodes 1849 amino acids. NCBI's taxonomy places the organism in Eukaryota, Metazoa, Arthropoda, Insecta, Diptera, Culicidae. The transcript has 6 exons. Gene Ontology annotation, molecular function: protein serine/threonine kinase activity; ATP binding.